CAGACGGCGGAAGCUCACCCUCCACGCCCUCUCCAGCUCGCAGACAAUUAUUCUCGGUGUCGCUCGGUGCUGCAGAUUGGCCUGGAUCGCGAAAACCCGCGCCUUUGCCCCCAGACCACCCGCAAAUAUCGCCCGCCGCGCCCGCCACCGCUGCACGGCAACGAGCAACGCGCCCACGACCGUCCCGCAUCGACUCCCACGCCUCGGGGGCCCCGCGCGACCACUCGGCAACUCAAAAACACGGUAUAGGCACAUCACGCAACUCACGCGGCACAACAACGCGCUACGACGCCUGCACGACGCGCCCGCGCCCGCUCUCCAUGCCCGCACCGCCGAGGUGUCCGCCCGCACGACCGAUGCAGUAGAAGGCACAGCAAACAUACACAGCGAAUCUGGCGUAUCUGGUAUCCAAACUGGCGACUGUUGUGUCUUACGCGAUGGCGGAGCCCGCUCGGCUCAUCGGCCAGGCCGCGACCAACGGCGACCCCGACGAUGUUGAUGCCGACGGCGAGUACGAGGAGGAUGAUAUAGGCUACGAGCAAGUCACCCGCGAGCAGACCCAGGAUGAGGGGCACACCACCGACGCCGAGGGCUCCGAUGUCGAUGCCGAGGGCGAAGAGGUAGACGAGGACGACGACAGCGAGCCUGUGGGCGCCGUUAAGAUUGCUGCGCCCGAAGAUGCGUUUUCUGAGGAUGAGGGAGACGAGCGAGACGCAGACGCCGCAGUCGAGUCCUCCUCGGAUGCCAAGAGCAGCGCCAGCGAGGACGAGUCCGGCAGCUCCGAACUUUCCGAGGCAGAAAAUGGCUGGCAGGCCGAAAGCGAGGACGGCGAGGCUGAUGCUGAGAAACCAGACCCGAACGUUUGCGUAUAUUGCAAUGAAGACGAGGAUAAUGACCCAAACGAAGAGUUUGAGGAGAUUCUAUCGUGUGUCGAGUGUGGAGACAUGGCACAUCGGCAAUGCGCGCGCGACGCUAAGACCCUUAGCCUACAUGAUGAUGCGAAGAAAUGGACCUGUACAGCUUGCAUCAACAACGGACUCCAUGAGAGCGAUCGGGAUGAGACCUCGGAAUCACUCACUCGCCGGAGGCUUUCAUCAGUGCCAAAGCUGGCUCGAGAUCUGCUGCCUUCACACCGUGGCCAUGUCCCAAAAGGACACUCUAUCUUCAAUGAACUCAUUCUUCCCGACGACACAGCAGACGGGGCCCGUUCGCUUAGAAAACGCAAGGCCUCGCACGAAGAAGAGGUGCAGCUGCCUGUCAGGCAGACGAGAAAGAGGCGUAGGUCGUCUGAGAUUUCAAAACCGGACCUGGCAAAAUCAUCUGCUGCCUCACCGCCUCGUGCGCUGGCCGGAAGUGUCGUGACAGACGGCAACGAGACCGACGCUGAUCCCCACACCGGCUCGGAGCACGAGUCGAAUCGACUGCGUUCUGCCCGUGCUCGAAGAACGAAACCUAAGAGGACCGACAAACGACCACUGGCUUGGAUCGAUGAACCUCUCGGCUCCAAAAGCCUGGUCAUUGUGUUCCACCUGAAUAAUGAGAAAGUCCAGAAGAUUGUGACCUCGAAACCUAAAAAGUCUGAGGUCAGACCCAUGACCAGGGACGAGGAGCGGCGAGAACGGCGGCGCGAGAAGGACCGCGAACGCCGCGAACGUAAUCGCCGCGCUGAACGAGAGGCCCGAGAAUCCGUUGAGGAGACACACUACCCUGCAGCCCACAGCCAGUACGCCGCACCGUUCUAUGGGUUCGCGGACAAGGAGCCCGACGAGAACAAGAGCAAGCCAUAUGGUGGUAUACUUUCAGAAGCGGACGCUGACACUUCCAAAACAUAUCCGACCGCAGCAGACAGGAAACGCUUCGAAGACGCGCGUCAGAAAGCGGAAGAUGACUGGAAGCAGAAGCAAGAAGAGCUAUACGCAGGCCAAGAGCCCCAUAAAUCCUCAAAACAUGCAGGCCCGCCCAGCAAGAUAAAGUGUAUCAACUUUGGAGGCUGGGAGAUUGACACAUGGCACGCUGCGCCUUAUCCCGAAGAGUACAGUAAGAACAGGGUACUUUACAUCUGCGAGUUCUGCCUUAAAUACAUGAACUCUGACUAUGUAGCAUGGCGGCACAAGCUCAAAUGUCCUGCAAAGCACCCUCCAGGAGACGAAAUUUACCGCGACGGCAAGUUCUCAUUCUUCGAAGUCGAUGGCCGCAAGAACCCCGUCUACUGUCAGAACCUUUGUCUUCUUGCGAAGCUGUUCCUCGGCUCCAAGACUCUAUACUACGAUGUGGAGCCAUUCCUUUUCUACGUCAUGACCGAGUGUGAUCAGUAUGGCUAUCACUUUGUGGGAUAUUUCUCCAAAGAGAAGCGACCCAGCUCCCUCAACAAUGUGUCCUGUAUCCUUGUUCUCCCCAUACACAUGCGCAAAGGCUACGGACAGUAUCUCAUCGAGUUCUCCUAUCUCCUCACGCGCGUGGAGAGGAAGACCGGCAGUCCUGAGAAGCCUCUCAGCGACAUGGGUUUGGUCAGUUAUCGGAAGUACUGGCGGCUUGUUCUGUGCGAAGAGCUUCUUAACCAGAAGGGACCGAUCAGCAUCUCCACGAUAUCUGAGCGUACCGGAAUGACCGCAGAUGAUAUCGUGUCUGCGCUUGAAGGUCUCCGCGCCUUGGUACGCGAUCCUGUCACGAAACAGUACGCACUUCGGCUUGACUACGCAUAUUUCAAGCAAUACAUCGAGAAGUGCUACAGCGCUGGCAAUCCGACAAUAAACCCAACAAAACUCCAAUGGACGCCCUAUGUGAUGGGACGCUUUGGCCAGUAUGAAGAUGGACCGGCUCUACACACCGUACAGCAGCGCGACGAAGAGGAAGAAGAAGAGAAGCCCGAGCCCGAAGAAGGCGUUCAAUUGGAUGAGGCUGCAAAAGCUACCAAGACUGCAAAGACGAACGGCACGUCGCAAAACGAUUCAGCCACUGGCGAAGAAGGCGAAGACGCAGCAACGCCUUUUGUUGCGGCCGAGGAGUCUGUCAACGGCGGCUCACCUUUGCCUGGUACACCUCUUGCGAAUGGUAGUACUGUUGCCGUUGCAGGGUCUCAUAUAAUGAACGCACCUUCGGUUCCGGCUACAAGAUACGAAGUAUUUCCCCACGUUCCUGGCCAGCAACCUCCCAAGAGACGGCCUGGGCGGCCGUUCGGUGCUCGGCGUCGGACAAGUACACCCCAACGGAAUCGUUCCCUCAACCUAAGCAUAGCCACUGCGCCUGUUUCUCGUAUUCAAUUCUCUCCGAACGGGAGCGGCAAAGGCUCGCCAAGCAUGAACGGUAUGCAUACCCCCAGCAUAAGCCUUAGACGGACCAGAAGCAGGUUGGGCGAGAGCGUGGUGAAUGGUAUUGAGGAUGAUGAGCUUGAAGAGGGUGGAGAGGUAAAAGCGCCCGGUCGGCGUACAACGCGUAGCUCAACCAAAAGCCCGCACACGGUUAAAACUGCCAAAGGAAAGGGAAAGGCGCUACUAGACGAUGAAGAAGACGAGGAAGAAGACGAAGAAGAAGAAGACGAUGACGAAGACGAAGAUGCUGAAGGUGAGGAUGAUGAUGAAGAUGCUGAAGGAGAAGACGAUGAUGAAGACGCCGAGGGCGAGGACGAUGACGCUGACGCUGAAGGAGAGAUGGAUAUUGAUGCAGAAGGUGAAGACGACGAUGAGCUCAUGCCCGACGCAUGAGAAUAAGAUUGUGGUCUUUGCUGCACUUGCGUAUUAACAUAAGUAUUGGCUGGCAGGAGUUUGCAGGAUUUGACAUGGGCUUCUUCAAACAUGAUGCUUGGAACACGGGCUGCAAGGCUCUUCAUUCGAUUGGCGCAUGUUCGUUCGGCUUUUGCAUUAGGGAAGAUACCUCGGGAGGAGUUGAUUGAAUAUGACUACAUACCAUUUUACGUUCGCGUCGUUACGGCUGCAUCCAUCUUGAUGAGUGGCAGUGUACAUUCACAGGGGCUGAGGCAGGAAACAGGACUUUAGCACUUCUCAUCCUUAGGAG
This is a messenger RNA of Paraphaeosphaeria sporulosa, 4011 nucleotides long. RefSeq lists its product as uncharacterized. Lineage: Eukaryota; Fungi; Ascomycota; Dothideomycetes; Pleosporales; Didymosphaeriaceae. Bases 438 to 3701 code for a protein of 1087 amino acids. The transcript has 5 exons. The record is from RefSeq and is a predicted model, not a curated record. Gene Ontology annotation, biological process: regulation of DNA-templated transcription. Gene Ontology annotation, molecular function: histone acetyltransferase activity.